Messenger RNA from Ixodes scapularis (black-legged tick), 3091 nucleotides. It is a transcript of the gene wap, whose product is annotated as DDB1- and CUL4-associated factor 7. Lineage: Eukaryota; Metazoa; Arthropoda; Arachnida; Ixodida; Ixodidae. Gene Ontology annotation, cellular component: nucleus. The record is from RefSeq and is a predicted model, not a curated record. The coding region runs from base 448 to 1527 and encodes 359 amino acids. Gene Ontology annotation, molecular function: protein binding. The transcript has 6 exons.
UCUUACUUAUUUCUGCCCGUAGAGAGUUGUGAAUUGAUAUAAUGAUCUGGUAGAAAGAAGAAAAGAACGCCUCGCUUGCUGGCUUGCUUGCUGAUGGGUGAUGGCUGCUACCAACUGAUGCUGUUGUGAGGAUUUGGCGUCGGUUGCGCUGCGUUGCUCUGUCGCCAUGUGGUCAGCCCGCACAGACGCGUAGAAAUUUCGGCAUUGUUCGCUUCUGGCUGUUCCCAUCCAUGGACGGGGGCUGCACUGGUUCUUGUGAACUCCCGUUCUCGACUGAAACGGCCGAAUGGUUCCGUUCUGGCUACAAAUGCAUCUUGCUAGGUCUUGCUAGGUCUUGAAGCUUGGUGCGACGUCGGGCUUCGAGACAGCACACUUCCGUGGAGUCGACUGAUAGAAAGUGAACAGUCUCCAACCAGGCAAACAAAGAAAGAAAAGCUUGAUCUCAAGAUGGCAGUUCACUCGGCACCUCCCAAGAGGAAAGAAAUCUACAAGUAUGAAGCUCCUUGGACGGUGUACAGCAUGAACUGGAGUGUGAGGCCGGACAGGAGGUUCCGUCUUGCCCUGGGCAGCUUCAUCGAGGAAUACAACAAUAAGGUGCAACUGGUGUCUCUGGACGAGGACACGUCGGAGUUUUGCGCCAAGAGCACCUUCGACCACCCAUACCCCACCACGAAGAUCAUGUGGAUCCCGGACACCAAGGGCGUGUUUCCGGACCUCCUGGCCACGAGCGGGGACUACCUGAGGGUGUGGCGGGCGGCCGACGACACGCGGCUCGAAUGCCUGCUGAACAACAACAAGAACUCGGACUUCUGCGCCCCUCUCACGUCCUUCGACUGGAAUGAAGUCGACCCCAAUCUUCUCGGCACCUCCAGCAUCGACACAACCUGCACCAUCUGGGGUCUCGAGACGGGCCAGGUUGUGGGCAGGACAGGACCGCACCCGCAGGGGUCCUCUCACGCGAGCUCCGGCGUCGGCCCCGCAGUGUCGGGCCACGUCAAGACGCAGCUCAUUGCGCACGACAAGGAGGUGUACGACAUUGCAUUCUCUCGGGCGGGGGGCGGCCGGGACAUGUUUGCCAGCGUCGGGGCGGACGGGUCAGUGCGCAUGUUUGACCUGCGCCACCUGGAGCACUCGACCAUCAUCUACGAGGACCCCCAGCACCACCCGCUGCUCCGCCUGGCCUGGAACAAGCAGGACCCGAAUUACCUGGCCACUUUUGCCAUGGACGCCUGCGAGGUGAUCAUUUUGGACGUGCGCGUUCCUUGUACCCCGGUGGCCCGGCUCAACAACCACAGGGCGUGCGUCAAUGGCAUCGCUUGGGCGCCUCACUCAUCCUGCCACAUCUGCACCGCUGCGGACGACCACCAGGCCCUGAUCUGGGACAUCCAGCAGAUGCCACGUGCCAUUGAGGACCCGAUCCUGGCCUACACGGCCGAGGGGGAGAUCAACCAGAUCCAGUGGGCCUCGACUCAGCCAGACUGGAUAGCCAUCUGCUACAACAGCUGCCUGGAGAUUUUGCGCGUGUGACGGGGCUGGCCGGGCACUCUGCCCUCUGCUCGGCAUCAGGCCUCGUAGGGCAACACAACGCCAACUAAGUCGGCAAACCAUGUGUCACCCGUCAACUAAGUCGGCUAAGCACCUGUCACCUGUCAACUACCGAAGUUGACAAACCAUGUGUCACUCGUGAACUAAGCGACAAACUGUGUCUCGCCCGUCAACCAUGUUGGCAAACCAAGUGACACCCAUCAACUAAGUUGGUAAACCAUCUCUACCCUGCCAACUAUGUCGGCCAACAAUGUGUCAGCCAUCAGUCAACUCAGCAAACCUUAUGUAUCCUGUCGGCUUAAUCUGCAAAGAAUGUGUUACCCAUCAACUAAGUUGGCAAGACAUGUAUUUCGAUGAUUGCACAUCAAUCUGUUGCCUUUGUCAAUUAAGUCUGCAAACCAUUCAUCACCCGUCAACUAUGUCGGCAAGCAUGUUGUCACAUUUCAACUAUGUCGGUAAACAAUGUGUCAUUCGUCAGCUAAGUCGGCAAACCAUGCGUCACCUGUCGACUACCUCAGCAAACCAUGUGUCACCUGUCGACUUGCUCGGCAAACCAUUUGUUGUCCAUGAACUAUGUCGGCAGACUAUGCAUCGCCUGUCAACGAAGUCGGCAAACCAUCUGUCCCGAAGGUAGCACGUGAACCUGUUACCUUCGGUCAUCAGACUCUUCUCAUCAGAUUGCUUGGCACACCAUAUGAAACACACUGCUUUAUUUUCUGUGGUCGCAAGCCACUACCCAUUGGCUAGAACUUGUCGCGUCCAUUGAACUCUGUGCGCAGAAUUUGUGGCGCUGGCUCGCACAAACAACUGCCCAGAUCGUGCGUCGUCAUUCGCCAAGACGAGUGGAGCUCGUGCAGUACCUCCGCUCGCUUUAAAUCCAUCUUCGGCUUGUUGGUUUUGAGAAGUUUCUGAAGCAAUUUUGUGUCGUGCUCGUACGUGAAGUGCUGCUACUUUCGGGAGUAAUUCACAAUGUGAGCCGCAUUAUACGCUUCUUAUCGGUCGACAUAGAAAGUUCAUGAAAGUUUGUUGUCUGCUUGCAGGGACUUUUCUGAAACAAGCAGACGACAUUCCCGUGGCAUCCCUAUGUUUGAAGGGAUAUUUUGGCUUUGUUGCCACAUACGUCUUCAUAGACAUUGGUGUUUGUCUUUGUCAUCAUGUGGGACGGGUAAAGCGGUCACGUCUUUCAGGAUAUCGUAAUCAUCACAGAACAAAGCUUUUAGGCCAUUGCAUUGUUUCAUUGAGUAGAGGCAGUUUUCAUUAAUUCAAUGGGCACCGCCGCUACUUGGUGGCGGUGCCUAUUCAUUCAGUAGCAGUAGCACACUUCAGUGCAGAGAAAGACAGUUCCGAGUCUCAAUGCUACGGUGCCAAGAUAUGCGGCAUGCCUUGCCGCGCGAUGAACAUGUAUGAUAGCAAAGUCUGAACUGAGUGUUCUGCUCACACCUUUGAGAUCGCAUUCAUUUGAAGCCCCGGUCUGUAUUUAUCUAUCGGCGUAAUGCGUGUUUUAAUGCUGAUAUGCCUGUGACAUAAAAAUGAUUUGGUGCAUGAA